This is a messenger RNA of Daphnia carinata, 1619 nucleotides long. Its product is annotated as SEC14-like protein 2. The record is from RefSeq and is a predicted model, not a curated record. Lineage: Eukaryota; Metazoa; Arthropoda; Branchiopoda; Diplostraca; Daphniidae. The coding region runs from base 124 to 1431 and encodes 435 amino acids. The transcript has 13 exons. Gene Ontology annotation, cellular component: cytoplasm.
CAUUUUUCUGAAAAACUUUUACAUUCAUGGAAUGGCACUUGACUUUCAUAAGAAAGUAAAAGACGCUAACGAAGUUUACGAAAUUAAACGUGAAAACCUUUCAAUUUCUCGAGUAGCUAAAAUAUGUCGGUCACGGACGUUGUUCGCCCUGUUCAACCGGUAUCGUUUGACCAGAAGUUUGCAGGUGAAGUGCCUAAAUACGCGCGAUCAGAUUGCAAAAACACCUACAAACCGAAACGGUCCAUGGAAACGGGAUACGAUCCAAUCAAGGCUGAGAACGCCAUUCAACAGUUUAGAAAUGCAGUGAAGGAUUGCGAACUGAAGGAUUCUAGUGACGAAUACCUUGUGAAAUGGUUAAUUGCACAAGAUUUCGAUGUAUCUCGUGCCGAGAAAAUGCUUCGUCAGUCUUUGGAAUGGAGGCGGACAAGCAGGGCUGACGUAAUUCUGGAAUCGUACACACCAUGUGAAGUUCUUGAGCAACAUUUUUCUAUGGGACACGUUGGACUCGAUACGUUCGGCUGUCCCGUAUUCAUAUGUGCGCUAGGAAAAAUGGACCUUAAAGGAUUAUUAGCGUCGAUGACGAAGAAAGAAUAUUAUAAUUUCUUGACAUGGAUGCUAGAGACAUUUGUCGUUGUAAUUGCGCAAGAGAAUAAUCGAACUGGCUGUCGAACUAGGAAGCAAACGUUUAUAAUUGAUCUCGAUCAAUUCUCGAUGCGGCACUUGACCAGCAAACCAGUCGGAUCUUUUAUGAAUGCGGGGGCAGCAAUCCUCGUUUUAAUCCAAAAUUAUUUGGUAAAUUAUCCUGAUCAAUUCCGCCGGGUAUUUAUCAUUAACGCUCCGUCCAUGUUCCCUUGGCUAUUCAGCUUCAUUAAACCUUUACUAGCGCAAAAUGACGUGCCAAAAUUCAAAAUUUUUGGAAGUAACAAAAAGGAAUGGAUAUCCGCUCUACAAGAAGAAAUUGAUAGCGAUCAAUUUCCCUCCUAUUAUGGUGGUAGCAUGACCGAUCCUAAUGGUGAUCCGAAAUGUCCCAGCAAGUUAAACCUGGGAGGUGAAGUGCCACGUUUUUUCUAUCUGCGCAAAAACCCACCUGUUGCCAAGGACUACAUGGAAACGCUGAGCAUUUCAGCUGGCAUUGGUGGCAAAAAGAAAUUGGAAUACAAUGUUGACGUCAUUUAUUCCUCCAUCAGAUGGGAAUUCAUGACGGAGGGUGGAGAUAUUAGCUACCGGGUCUACAACAAGAAUAAUAAAAAUAAUUCGGACGAUUUGGUACCUCAAUGUCGAGUUGACAGUCACCUGGUGAUGGAAGAAGGUUUAAUAAGCUGCGACCAACCCGGAAAAUACGUUUUCGAGUUUGACAAUUCCUAUAGCUAUUUGCGGAAGAAGAAGCUUCGUUACCACAUUGUGGUCGAACAACACGAAAAUUCUCAGUGAUCGACUAAACUAACGUGAAAUUAACUAUUUUUAAACAUAGAAAAUAAAAUUUUAAGUCCAUAGAUGGGUUUAACAUUUAAACAGAUGAACAUAUUAAUUUUUAAAUUGUAUUUUCAAAGUGUCAUGCAAUUUAUAAUUACACACAAAUUAGUCUGUUUGGUCAUCAAAAUGAUUGGACAUUCAGUUAA